Onychostruthus taczanowskii (white-rumped snowfinch) is the source of this 2194-nucleotide messenger RNA. RefSeq names its product stratifin (gene SFN). Bases 1422 to 2162 code for a protein of 246 amino acids. Gene Ontology annotation, cellular component: cytoplasm. NCBI's taxonomy places the organism in Eukaryota, Metazoa, Chordata, Aves, Passeriformes, Passeridae. Gene Ontology annotation, biological process: signal transduction. The transcript has a single exon. Gene Ontology annotation, molecular function: protein kinase binding. The record is from RefSeq and is a predicted model, not a curated record.
CAAGGCAAGGAGGUGGAUUUUGGCAGGCUGGGUACAUUGGGGUGCCCCUUUGGUCCCAGUCCCGCGGUGGGGGGUGGGUUUUGUGCCCGAUGGAAGUUCUUGGAGGGUCUCUGUGGGUCUGCCUUGUGUCCUGGGCAGAGGGUGGAACACAGGCCGUGGUCUCCUGCUCAGCUGUUCCUUGCUCCCUCGGGAUCAGCUCACCAUGGAGGGGCUGUGGGGACCUCGCUGGGGCUGGUCACCCUCACGGGAGCCACGGGAGCCCCUCGAUGGCACCUGGGCACCCAAACCGGGAAGGGCUGCAGGGCCCUGAAUCCCUUUCUCCUGAAUUCCAGCGUGCAGAGGGGGUGAUGUGAAGGCCGGGUGUUGUUUUCCUGAGCUUGAAGUAUUUGGGAGAAGCAUCCCCACGGCUUCCCUGCCUCCUCCAUCCCAGCGGGGGCUGAGCGAGGCGCGGGGCGAUCCGGGGCGCUCCGGCCGGGUGUCGGCAGGCAGGAACAAAGCCGGGCUCACGGAAAGAAUCCCGAGCCCCUUUUGGCCUUGGCGCAGAGCCGCCCGCCCCACCCUGCCCUUCCCGCACGCUCCCGCACGGAGAUAAGGCCGGGCCGGGGCGUGCGGCGACAAGCCGGGAGUGAAACUCAGCUCAGAUCCCAUCGGCACCGCGGCCCACGGGCAGCCCGCAGCGAGCGACAGGGACGCGGAGCGGCGGGGACGGGCAGCCCGGGGGUCUCCCCUCGCCGCUCCCACCUCGGCCACUUCGGGGGUCCCCUCAGAGGCUGACUGUGCCCCGCUUUUUUGGGACGGUCCCUCCCUGGCGGAGGAGCGGAGCCUCCGCCUGGGUCUCCCCACCUGUGGGAAUAAACGCCCGCCCGUCAGGCGCUCGCAAUUACGGCCGAGGCAAUCACCAUAUCAAAAACGACAGCGAUACGGCUUUUUCGGGGGGGAGGGACCCGAUUUUACGAGCGGCCACACCCCGUGGCCCAUUUCUCCGGGGUGGGGAAGAGCCCAUUGUGUCCCCGUCCCCCCCAAAGGACAGCGCGGCUCCCGCCGCCCUCCCGGCGCUCUCGGCAGCGCGAAGGGCGGCUCCCGGUGCCGGGGCGGGCGGCGGCUCUGGGGAGAGCCCCGGGGCACCCAGGGGUGCCGCACCCACCGGGAGGGCAGGGCGUUGGCCGCCCCCCUCGCCCCCUCCCCAGCGCCCGCCGCCCGCGGGCGAUGAUUCACCGCGAUUUUCCUUUUAAGGCCGCGCUCGGCGGGGAGGAAGCAGAGGAGGAGGAGGAGGAGGAGGACACUCCUUGGAGCUGGCUGGCUCCUCCUGCUCUCGCUCGAGGCUCCGACGCGCAGCCAAAAGCGAAUCCCGGCGGCGGCGCUCGGCAGAGGCUCCGACGGCUCCCGGCCCCGCUGCUCGCCCAAGCGCCCGCGUCCCAGCCAUGGCAAGAAACCACCAAGUGCAGAAGGCCAAGCUGGCCGAGCAGGCUGAGCGCUACGAGGACAUGGCAGACUUCAUGAAGGCCGUGGUGGAGCACGGGGACGAGCUGUCCAACGAGGAGCGCAACCUGCUGUCGGUGGCCUACAAGAACGUGGUGGGCUGCCAGCGCUCGGCGUGGAGGGUCAUCUCCAGCAUCGAGCACAAAACCGAGGAGGGCGACGACAAGGCGCAGGUGGUGAACGAGUACCGGGAGAAGGUGGAGCAGGAGCUCAACGCCGUCUGCAACAACGUGCUGGGCUUGCUGGACAAGUAUCUCAUCAAGAAGGACAGCGACACCGAGAGCAAGGUCUUCUACCUGAAGAUGAAGGGCGACUACUUCCGAUACCUGGCCGAGGUGGCCAGCGGGGACGACCGGCUGUCGACGAUAGAGAAGGCGCAGGAGGCCUACCAAGAGGCCAUGGACAUCAGCAAAAAGGAGAUGCAGCCCACGAACCCCAUCCGCCUGGGGCUGGCCCUCAACUUCUCGGUGUUCCACUACGAGAUUGCCAACGCCCCCGAGCAGGCCAUCUCGCUGGCCAAGACCACCUUCGACGAGGCCAUGGGCGACCUGCACACGCUCAGCGAAGACUCCUACAAGGACAGCACCCUCAUCAUGCAGCUGCUCAGGGACAACCUCACGCUAUGGACAGCCGAGUGCGCCGGUGAAGACGGCGGCGAGGCUGGCGAAGAGCCCAAGAACUGAGCGUGCCCUGCCGAGCCGGGGGCCGGCCCCCC